Cryptotermes secundus is the source of this 3381-nucleotide messenger RNA. RefSeq names its product FAM172 family protein homolog CG10038. Bases 300 to 1142 code for a protein of 280 amino acids. Gene Ontology annotation, cellular component: nucleus. Gene Ontology annotation, biological process: regulatory ncRNA-mediated heterochromatin formation. Gene Ontology annotation, molecular function: siRNA binding. NCBI's taxonomy places the organism in Eukaryota, Metazoa, Arthropoda, Insecta, Blattodea, Kalotermitidae. The record is from RefSeq and is a predicted model, not a curated record. The transcript is spliced from 8 exons.
CAAUACACCUAUACCUAAAUACAGUGUCCCUAACACAGGAAUUUGAUUUGAUAUUCUGUUGGUGAUAACUGGGGGAAAUUUAUAAGGUUUAUACAGUGUUAAUAGACUGUAUGUCGGAAAAUAAAUAUUACGUCACAAAUUGAUGCAGCCCUCAUCAGAUACAGUCUCUAUUAACGGAAAAUUUUGUUGGAUGAAAGUAAUUUAAUUUCAAGGGUUCGUGACGCUGGUGUGUGGGAACGUGUAAUGAAACGUGUGUUGAUAGGGGAGCAUUUGUUUUGUGCUCAAAGUUAGUAACUUAUAUGGUUACGUUGUUGAAAAUUGAAUUUGGGGUUAGAGUUAUUUUCUUACUUGUGAUGAUUUCUGCUGAAGGGGAAUGGAGUUUCCCCGAUACCCUUGAAGGAUUUGGCUACGCAUUCAAUAAAGAUGGACAGCUAAGGAAAAUUGAUCCAAAUACUGGUGGACCAGGAAGUGAAUCCUUUGAGUUUAAUGUUAGUGAGAAUGAAGACUACAAUCAAAAGAGAUAUGAAGCUUUAGGUGAUGUAAGUGUAACAACUGAAAACACACGUUGCAUUUUCAGUCUGCUUAUAAAUGACAGUUUACAAAGUGGGUCACAGAUCCCAUUCAUAAAACGUGCAAGAGAACUUGGAUAUGCUAUUAUAGUGAUGAAUCCUAAUGAGAAUACCAAGGUUGUAGGUGGCAAAAUAAUCAAAAUUAAGAAUAGUCAGAAUGCAAAGGAACAUGCACAUUACAUAUGGAAACAUUAUGUUAAAGAAAUGACUCCAAAGCAUAUUGCAAUAAUUGCUCACAGUUAUGGUGGAUUCCUGACAGUUGAUCUGGCUACUCAGUAUUACUCUGAUUUCCACAGCAGAGUGUUUGCUAUUGCCUUAACAGAUUCUGUGCAUAGUUUGGAGAUGCAGAAAGUCCCUCCCAGAGUUUCAGAGUACCUGCAAAAGGUGUCACGUAACUGGGCUUCCCAUGAUACCCCCCUGGAUACCCCACUACCAUCCAAGAUGGCAGGCGACAUUCCUCGAGUUUCAGCAGGACACACAAGGCAUGAGAUGACAUCCUGGUCGAGUUUUGAGUCUGUGUUCACAUUCCUACAGGAACGAUACAGUGCCUUGUCUAAUAAGGAAGAACUUUGAUUACUUCUAGAAGAGAAUAUGUGAAUGGAAAUAAUAUACAGCAAAUAGCCUGAUCAUGGUUGCAUGGUAGUUAUGAAAGAUUGGAGAGAUGCACUUCAAAGCAGAUCCCUUCAGUGUGUAUCCUUGUAAUUAUGGUGUCAUUUCGGUCUCAUGCCUGAGGAUCUGUACAGCACAUUUUCUGCCUUUUUAACUUGUUAAAAUCUCCUAGAUCAGGGGUGUCCAACUUCAGACCACUAUGGGGUAUUUGCAUGAGUCACUUUAUGUUUCUUCCAUUAUUCUGAUACGAAUAUGUUCCCUGCAGUGAUCUACUCUGUGAAGGAUAUGUACAUGAAUAAGAUUUGGACCUGUAAGGUUCAAGAAUGUCAACUUAAAUUUUAUACAUUAUAAUGUUACAUAUCAGAAUUAUGGGAAGUCAGAGUUUCUGACAAAACAGAAAACACCCACUUCACAUUAUCAAUACAAGUACUGUAGAUAUUCUCUUUUACAAGAGUGGAUAUAUCUACAUUUACCUUACUAAUAACAAGUGUAAGUAAGUGGGAAAGAGAUUCAUCUCUUAGUGCACAUGCUGCAUGGUUGAGAUAGUAAUCUCACGAGUAAGUGCUCCCAUGGUGAGGAAGACUGUCACGGACCGCAGAGAAGAAACUAUGGGCUACAUGUGUCCUGCAUGCCGCUGAUUGGACCUUUCUUCUAAUUUCACCACGUAGUUUUCAGUCAUUACAGAUGUUUAACUGAGUUUCUCUUGUGCAGUUUUAACUAUUUAAUCAGAAUUUUCCAAACACAGUAUUCUUUACAGAUAUGUGUUCAUAUUUCUUAUAAAACUGAUUUCUAUAAUUGUAACUCUCUUUGUGUUUGCUGUCCCAGAGAGAGAUUCAUGUUAGUGUUUCAUAUGUAAAUAAAUGUUUUACAUAUAAGUUGGAGCAGAUUGAUAUAACAGUUAUUCUUUUUUCUUUGAAAUUGAUCAGAAGAAUAAUAAGUUCAUUAUCAUUAUGGUCUCCUGGGAUAUGACAGUGUAAUUUGCUAGAUAGGCAACAGCAUUUCAGAAGAGCUUGCUGACUCUCUCUUCAAGGUAAACAUUCAUACCUGUUGCUGCCAGCUUUAUGCUGGUUUGUUUGCUUGACUUACACUUCAGCCCUGAAGAUGAUGGUUUUAUAUUCUCUUUGAAGUCAACCAAAGCAGACUUGCAUUACAUGACAUUGUAUCUCAGAAGAACUUUUGGUUACUUUACUUCAUAGCCUCAUUCUGUGUGAACUGAAAUUUAUUUUGAAAUGUUUGUUGAAGGAAACUGAAAUUUUUGUGAUUAAUCCCGUUUGUGUGGAUCACAAUGGUUGUGCAGUGUAAGGAAUGGAUGUUUUUCUAUGUGUGUUCUGUGUAGAUAGUGUCCUUGUGGCAAUCUGAUCCACUGCCCAAGGAGUCCUACCAACUGUUUGUAUGUUUAACAAACUUUGAAAUGGAGGCCAAGAUUUAUCAUUGACUGUAGUAUCCACAGAACAGAAUAGUAACUCUGUUUGUAAUAUGUAGAAAAUUUCCCUCUUACUCAUCUUUAAAUUUUGACGUGUGAAGUAUUGGAAGUAGGUCUGUUAAAUUAUGACAUACAAACUGAAGAAAUAGAAAUCUGUUGAACAAUAUCAUAUGGACUGUAUUAUUUAAAUAAAGGUGCAAACAGUAUCAAAUCAGAAAUUUAUGUGACAGCUUUUUCAUUUUUUCUGUGCAUGGAAGUUUUAAUUGUACACUAUAGAAGUCAUAAACUUAAACUGAAAAUAACACAAUCAGUGUGACAGGGAGUGUUGGAAAAAUGUAUGAUUGAUUGUAAAAAUAUAUUCUUAAAGAUAUCUGAAUGUUAAUACAUGUUCUUGAAGGUUAUGUCUGUGUUAUUAAGAAGUUUUUUAAAUUGUACUUGUGUCUGAAUUUUCAAUAAGGAAAGGGAAAUCAGUGAAGAAACAAAUAAUUGUUUCAAAUACUCUGUAAAACCAAAAUAGUGAGGCCCAUUUUAGACUGCUGAUAAAGUCAUUUCAGUUUUUAUUCCACUUUACUACUCUUAUUCAUAUGACUGCCUUGUAGUCGUGGUCUUUCAAAAGGGAGAUCUAUUGUAAUAUGCAGCUGCAGGAAGUGUAAUUCUGUAGGCCAGAUGUUCUCUUCUAUAACAUGUGCCCAGCCUGUGCUCACUGGUUACUGAUAUUGUCAUGUAAUUAAGUGACUAUAAACAGGGUUUGGAUUGGUAAUCAGAUUUAUUGGACUCUUU